Aplosporella prunicola CBS 121167 is the source of this 1911-nucleotide messenger RNA. RefSeq lists its product as uncharacterized. Gene Ontology annotation, biological process: retrograde vesicle-mediated transport, Golgi to endoplasmic reticulum; endoplasmic reticulum to Golgi vesicle-mediated transport. The transcript has 4 exons. Bases 308 to 1627 code for a protein of 439 amino acids. NCBI's taxonomy places the organism in Eukaryota, Fungi, Ascomycota, Dothideomycetes, Botryosphaeriales, Aplosporellaceae. Gene Ontology annotation, cellular component: endoplasmic reticulum; endoplasmic reticulum membrane; Golgi membrane. The record is from RefSeq and is a predicted model, not a curated record.
UCCAAAUCGCCCUCCCAUCCACGUCCUCUUCGCGAUACCCGUCCCCUUUAAACUUGCAGCGCUUGCGCCGCGCCCUUCGCUCUCUACAUUCCGUCCCUGCGCGCUGCGUCAAUUCUCUUUUGCCCCUUCUUUCUCCCUCCGCGCGCGCGAGAGAGAGCAUACCCAUUUAUCCCGGAGCUGUCCCGCCCGCCGAUCAGCUCUUCCUUCCUUCCUAACAACCAACCUACUCACGCCCGUCUUCGGCACUACGAAUUGGCCCCUACGCUCGCAUCGGCUGAGCGCCCGUCCCUAUUUCCGCACCGCAACCAUGCCGCCAAAGUCCCGCUUCACGAGGCUCGAUGCCUUCACCAAGACGGUCGAGGACGCGCGCGUGCGCACGACGUCCGGUGGCGUCGUCACGAUUGCCAGCUUGAUGCUGAUCCUGUGGCUCGUAUGGGGCGAGUGGACGGAUUACAGGAACAUUGUCGUUAGGCCAGAGUUGGUGGUGGAUAAGGGGAGAGGCGAGAAGAUGGAGAUUCACAUGAACAUCUCGUUCCCGCGGGUGCCGUGUGAGCUCCUCACGCUGGACGUCAUGGACGUCUCGGGCGAGAUCCAAAUGGGCGUCAUGCACGGCGUCAACAAGGUGCGCCUGACGCCCGAGAACGAGGGCUCGCGCGUUAUCGAGACCAAGGCGCUUGAAUUGCAUCAGGAAGAUGCUACGCACCUGGACCCCAACUACUGCGGUGAGUGUUACGGAGCGCCGGCGCCCAGCAACGCAAAGAAGGCCGGGUGCUGCAACAGCUGCGACGAGGUGCGGGACGCUUACGCGGGAGUGUCGUGGUCAUUCGGGCGGGGCGAAGGAGUCGAGCAAUGCGAGCGCGAGCACUACGGCGAGAAGCUGGACGCGCAGCGGCGCGAGGGCUGCCGCAUCGAGGGCGGCAUCCGCGUGAACAAGGUCGUGGGCAACUUCCACUUUGCGCCGGGCAAGAGUUUCUCGAGCGGCAACAUGCACGUGCACGACCUGGAGAACUACUUCAAGGACCAGGGCGACCACUCGUUCAGCCACCAGAUCCACAGCCUGCGCUUCGGCCCGCAGCUCCCGGACGACGUGGUCGCGCGCCUCGAGGCCAGCGGCAAGAGCAGCUCCUCGCUCUGGACGAACCACCACGUCAACCCGCUCGACAACACCGAGCAGCGCACCGACCAGAAGGCCUUCAACUACAUGUACUUUGUCAAGGUCGUCAGCACCGCGUACCUGCCCCUGGGCUGGGAGAAGCAGAGCUCCGGCUCCAGCCCGCUGGCCGAUGACAGCCAGGUCGCGCUCGGCGCGUACGGCCGCGACGCGGCGGGCAGCAUCGAGACGCACCAGUACAGCGUCACGAGCCACAAGCGGCACUUGGCGGGCGGCAAUGACGAGCAGGAGGGUCACAAGGAGCGCCUGCACGCGCGGGGCGGUAUCCCGGGUGUUUUCUUCUCUUAUGACAUCUCCCCCAUGAAGGUCAUCAACCGCGAGGCGCGCAGCAAGUCGUUCUCGGGCUUCCUGGUUGGCGUGUGCGCCGUCAUUGGCGGCACGCUGACGGUGGCGGCGGCCGUCGACCGCGCGGUGUACGAGGGCGCGUCCAAGAUCAAGAAGCUGCACCAGGGUUGAUUGAGUCGUGUUGAGUGCAUGGGCUAGUCAGUGGUGAGUAGGGAGGGGAUGUUGGGGUGUGCUGGUGGGUGAGCGAGUCAGUAGGUGGACGGACAAGUUCUUGCCGUGAUGUGACCGCUGUUGUUAUCGUUGUUGCCGUUGUCGUUUCUGUCGUUGCGGUCUGCGUGUCUAUUUGAAAAGGGGGCGUUUCCUCGAGCGGCGUUUAGAAUGGGGGUUUUGAUUGGCCUGAAAUCGGGGGGAGGAGGCCUGCAUUUUGUUGAUCUGGAUGCUACUACUACCACUAC